GCGCGCGCGUCUGGAUGAGGCGGCAGCAACCGUGAACAGUGAAAGCCUCGGCCGUCCCUCGCCAGCCCGCCUUCCCUCCCACCCGCUCCACAAGAUGAGUGCUACGCUCCCGAGCCUCCUGGCCUCGCUGGCCGUCUUGCUCCUGGGGAGGAUGGACCGCCUUGCCGACGCCUGCAGCUGCUCCCCGGUGCAUCCGCAACAGGCGUUUUGCAAUGCAGAUGUAGUGAUCAGAGCAAAGGCUGUCUCUGAAAAAGAGGUGGACUCUGGGAAUGACAUCUAUGGAAACCCCAUCAAACACAUCCAGUAUGAGAUCAAACAGAUAAAGAUGUUUAAAGGGCCAGAACAGGACAUUGAAUUCAUCUUCACAGCUCCCUCCUCAGCAGUGUGUGGAGUGACACUGGAUGUUGGUGGCAAGAAGGAAUAUCUCAUUGCGGGGAAAUCGGAGGGUAAUGGCAGGAUGCAUAUCACCCUGUGUGACUUCAUUGUUCCUUGGGAUUCCCUCAGUGCUACCCAAAAGAAGAGUCUCAACCAGCGGUAUCAGAUGGGCUGUGAAUGCAAGAUUUCCCGCUGCCCCUUCAUCCCCUGCUAUGUCUCUGCUCAGGAUGAGUGUCUGUGGACUGACUGGGUGACAGAGAAGAACAUCAAUGGGCGGCAGGCAAAACACUAUGCCUGCAUUAAGCGGAGUGAUGGUUCCUGUGCGUGGUACCGUGGAGUGGCUCCCCCUAAACAGGAGUUCCUUGACAUUGAGGAUCCUUGAGUUCCUUUGGCACCAGCAGCAUGGCCUGCAAGGAAUUAGAUCGGUCCACAUUUGACAUCUCUUCCUGGAAACAGCAUGAAAAUAAAAUCUCAUGGGCAGGCCAAUAGUGGUGGGCGGAGAGUGCUAAGGAAAGGGAUGUUGAGGCCAUUCAUACAUUGCUUCUUCUGCU
Protobothrops mucrosquamatus (brown spotted pit viper) is the source of this 926-nucleotide messenger RNA. RefSeq names its product TIMP metallopeptidase inhibitor 2 (gene TIMP2). Gene Ontology annotation, molecular function: metalloendopeptidase inhibitor activity; protease binding. Gene Ontology annotation, biological process: negative regulation of membrane protein ectodomain proteolysis; negative regulation of endopeptidase activity. The coding region runs from base 95 to 757 and encodes 220 amino acids. The record is from RefSeq and is a predicted model, not a curated record. NCBI's taxonomy places the organism in Eukaryota, Metazoa, Chordata, Lepidosauria, Squamata, Viperidae. The transcript is spliced from 5 exons. Gene Ontology annotation, cellular component: extracellular matrix.